This is a messenger RNA of Chroicocephalus ridibundus (black-headed gull), 3761 nucleotides long. RefSeq names its product BAR/IMD domain containing adaptor protein 2 like 2 (gene BAIAP2L2). Gene Ontology annotation, biological process: actin crosslink formation; positive regulation of actin filament polymerization; actin filament bundle assembly. The transcript has 12 exons. Bases 1542 to 3050 code for a protein of 502 amino acids. The record is from RefSeq and is a predicted model, not a curated record. Gene Ontology annotation, molecular function: protein binding. Lineage: Eukaryota; Metazoa; Chordata; Aves; Charadriiformes; Laridae. Gene Ontology annotation, cellular component: cytosol; nucleoplasm.
AAUUCAAAGAGGCGGUCACAUGCCCUUGCUGGCUGUUGCAGGAUUCCUCUCUUCCCAGAGUCUGGUUACUUCCAGAGAUCAAGUUCCAGCCUCUUGGCUGGUGAAUUAUUAAACUCCAGCAGUGCUCUGUUCCCUUUGUACCACGUCUGUGUCUUCCUGUUGUCCUACCUGGCUAGCUCUUUCCAUCCAGCCGGCUCUGCAGAAGCAGAGUCCUCUGGGCCACCUUGUAUAGCACCUUGCACUCUCCUUUGCUCCUUGCUUCUCCGUGGAAGAAGGAAAAAGGUCUGGAGAUGGACCUGUCCUACAGAUCCACCAUCUCCAUCUAUAAGGUCAGUGCCAACAUCAGAGGCUGCUUCCGUCUGCCUGGGGGAGAUGUGCGGGUGGGAGGAGAAGAGCUGUUUUCUGCCAAAGGCUCCGUUCAAGGGUGGACAGCUGAGGGCUGGAUCCGUCCCUGGGCUGAACUGCAGCAGCUCCUGUGGGACCUGGGACAUGUUUGAGAGCAGACGGCUGGCAGGAGGGGAGGGUGGUGCGGGUCUUAAAGCAGAUCUGGGGAGGAACUGGGCAACCAGGGUGGUUUGGACACGAAGCAUGUUUAUGAAGGGUGACAAGCCUUGGUUGCCGGUAGGAAGCUGGAGCCGAGUCAGCUGUUUUCCCCUUUUUUGGAAAGAGCAGUCUGAUCUCACGAACGCUUCCCUACGCACAUCGGUGCUGCACCAAGGUGGCGAGGGCUGGGAGAAGGGCAAUUGCUUCUUCUACCCUCUGAUCUGCUCUGCCGUAGGCAAUAAACACCUUUGAUACCUACAGCAGGUAAGAGCGGAGAGGCUGGUCUGGAGCAAUCCGUCCCUUCUCUAAGCUGCCAGGUCUGGCAGGGCACCACAUCCUGGCCAGGAAAAAGUCGUGUUUGUGCCUGGAUAAUAAGCGGUGGCCCUCACCCCAGCAGGCUCAGGGAUGAGGGAAAAGGCUGCUCAGCUCCCCUUGCGCUUACUCCCCUGUUUGCAGUGGGUGUGGGGCCUCGGGAGACAGCCAUCUUCAGGCAGCCACUUGGCUCUCUGACAAGAUACCUUGUUCUCUGGCAUUGCUCCUCUCCCGGUUGGCUGGAGGACUCAGGGCAGCUGAGGGUCGCAGCUACCUCCGAUGGAAGGAGCUGACUGUGUGCCCAGCUGUACAUCACCACAGCCAUCCAGCGUCGUGGCUGGGGGGCUCUCUGAGUCCCUGCUGCACCCGGCCGAACCGCAGCUGAGGUCUCUGGGGCAUGGGGAAGUCUGGCAUUAAUGUGCUCCUGCCUGGCCACAGAGUAUCCUGGAGCAGUUCAACCCCGCGCUGGAGAACCUGGUGUACCUGGGAAACAACUAUCUGCGUGCCUUCCAUGGUGAGUGGGGUCCUGCAUGGCCCGGGCUCCAGAGUGUGCUGCUACAUCUGUCCUGGGCACUCGCUGUGCCAUCACCCGGGACAAGGCUGCUGGUCCUCCCCUCUGACAUGUCUUGAGCUGCUCUUUGGCACCCUUCUCCUGCUCCAGGACCCACUGCUGUUAUUAGGCACAGAUGGGGAAAAAGAGGGUGCCCUUGCCCAUAGGCGAGGUACCAGGGGGUGGCUGUCCUGUGUGCUGCUUGCUGGGGCUGGUGGGAAGGCAGGCCAGGUCCUUACCUCCCCUCUCCUCUCCUCUCCUCUCCUCUCCUCUCCUCACAGCAUUAUCUAAAGCGGCUGAAGUGUAUUUUAAGGCAAUCGAGAAGAUUGGGGAGCAAGCGCUGCAGAGCUCCACCUCACGCAUGCUGGGUGAAAUUCUGAUGCAGAUGUCCAACACGCAGAGACUCCUGAGCUCUGAUUUGGAAGUCGUGGCUCAGACUUUCCACGUGGACCUGCUGCAGCACAUGGAGAAGAACACCAAAAUGGACGUGCAGUUCAUCAGUGAAAGCCAGAAGCAGUAUGAGCUGGAGUACCAACGCAGAGCCACCAACCUGGAUAAGUGCAUGGCAGAGCUGUGGAGAAUGGAGAGAGCCCGUGAUAAAAAUGUCCGGGAGAUGAAGGAGAAUGUGAUGCGACUCCGCUCGGAGAUGCAGGCGUUUGUCUCUGAGAGCCAGAGGGAGGCUGAGCUGGAGGAGAAACGCCGCUACCGCUUCCUGGCUGAAAAGCACCAGAUGCUCUACAACACUCUCCUCCAGUUUUACAGCAGGGCCCGGGGCAUGAUCCUGACCAAGGCGCCACAGUGGAAGGAGCAGCUGGAGGCCAGCCGCAACCCCUCAAACAGCCACUCGCAAGGUCUUCUCGCAGCCUCCCACAGCCAGGGGUAUCCAUCAGGCCGGCUCACCCCCACCCACCUCGAGAUGGCCCAGAGACCCCUUGGUUCUCCCAUGACUGGGAGUAGAUCCAGCAUCUUCUCUACAGAGCCUUCAGAAAUGAGAGUGUCUCCUCAACCAGAGUCCCCCAGGUGGCCACUGCGGAGGACACCAUCAGCCAGUUUGCUCCCCACCGGCCGUACCUCCCGUUCGGGUUCCUUCGGCGAGGCCAGCAGCGGCGGCGAAGGCAGAAGGAGGAGCGGCACGGCGAGAGUGCAGGCUAUCGUGCCCCACGCGACAGGCGCCAACCGCACCCUGCUACGGUUUGACCCCGGGGAUGUCAUCACGGUGCUGAUGCCGGAUGCGCAGAACGGCUGGCUGUAUGGCAAGCUGGAGGGCUCAUCCACAUGCGGCUGGUUCCCCGAAGCUUAUGUUAAGCCUCUGGAGGAUGCGAGGGACAUGGAGGAGCCAGCCACCAGGUCCUUCCCACUGCGAAGCAGUCACAGUAUGGAUGACAUCCUGGACCGUCCCAGCACUCCUUCCUCUAGCAAUUACUGGCCUGCUGCUGCCCAGCCCAGUUUGCCGAGCCCACCUCCCCUCUCGGUGGGUGCCAGCAGCCACCAGAGUGGGACAGCCACCCCGGUCAGCUCUGGCUCCAAGAAAUCAGGAGUAUUUGAUCAGCCCCCCGAACUCUUCCCACGAGGUACCAACCCCUUUGCCACAGUCAAGCUGCGUCCCACGGUCACCAAUGACCGCUCGGCACCCAUCAUCCGAUGAAGCGGAGCUGCGGAUGGCGGAGAAUUUCAGCUGGGAAGGGGGAAGCAUACAAGCGACCCCCAAGCUGGGCAGCAACCUUGUGCUACCACUCACAGAGUGACCUCUCUCUUCCCCUCCCUUCCCUCCGGGACAUGGCGACCCAUCUCGCCUGGCUGUCUGGCGUGCUUUAGCCAGUGGCAAGAUCCCUGCUGCUCUUUUUGGGUAUCCCCCUGUCCCCCCCCACCCUGUGUGAUAUUACUGUGCCUGAGCGGGAGCAGUCCUGGUGCCAGUGGCUGGGAGAGGGGAUGCUGUGGGUCUGGGAGGCAGAGGGACGGAUGGGUAAGAUCAUCUGUGGCAUGGGGCAGUGCUAGCAGGACGAGGAAGGCGAAGCUUUGCUAGCCCUGCUGCGGCCAGAGAAGGACGCUCGCCGAACAGUCCCUUCGCUACCGGAAAAUGAACCCCAAAGGGAGGAGGCCACAAGAAGGCCUCCGGUGAUGUGGUGCGACUGCCGGGGUCUGCGGUGUGCAGCUCUUGGACCCUUUGGCAACCCUGUCCGUUUGUAGCCGCAUCUGCCCCUUCUCCCCCUGCCGUGGCUCCUUGCCUUGCUGGGCAGCCCUGGGGCAGGUGGCAGUGCCCAGCGCCGCUGCCCUGCUCCUUUGCCUAUUGUCCUGUGGAAAAGAUUUGAGUUUUUUUAAAUAAAAUGGAGAAUGUUGCUUCCGUAGCUGUCCCGGU